CCAUUUCCUCUACCAGAGUUUGACACAAAAACUCACACCACAGGGUUAGGGUUCAUCCGUUUCAACCCACAUUCUCAGAACUCAGAAGCACCGUUUCUCCGAUCAACAUGGUGAAAACGAAGCCAGGCAAGUACGACGUGGACUCCUACACCAUCAAAGACACCAACACGGUCGUCAGAGCCGGCGACUGCGUUCUGAUACGGCUGCCCUCCGACACCUCGUCGUCGAGGCUUCUCCACUCCCUAGCCCGCGUGGAGAACAUCGUGCAAGACAGCAUGAACAGCGUCGGCGUACGCGUGCGGCGGUAUUACCGACCCGAAGAGUCGAUUGGGGGUCGCCGGAAGUUCCAUGGCAUCAAAGAGCUCUUCCUCUCUGACCAGUUCGAUGUUCAGUGUGCUGACGCCAUUGUAGGCAAGGUUGUUGUGCACUCUUUGAAGAACUAUUCUAAGCUUGAGAAUGUGGGUGCUGAGGAUUACUUCUGUAGAUUUGAAUACAAGGCUACUACUGGGGUUUUUUCUCCUGAUCGUGUUGCUGUGUAUUGCAAAUGUGAGAUGCCUUAUAAUCCUGAUGAACUCAUGGUGCAAUGUGAAGGGUGCAAGGAUUGGUUUCAUCCUGAAUGUUUGGAAAUGGCUGUGGAAGAAGCAAGGAGAUUGGAACCUUUUAUGUGUUCUGAAUGUGGGUUGGAGAAAGGUGGAGCCUAAGCGGCGGUGGAAGAGAAGAGAUGACCCUAAUGCAGAAUUUAGUCAUGCCAAAUCCAACUGGUCUAUGGUAAUUUCUGUGUGUGUGUGUUGUGCAGAUUCUUAUACAGGCUAUAAACAUGUUAAUAUUUGACUCAGAUUAUGUAUUUAUCGGUGUUCGAUUAUAUGACAGACAUUGUUCUGUUUUCAUGAAAAAAUAUUGUUGGAUGCUGUGGUGUUGGUAGUUGAGAAUGCUUGAAUUGAUUGGAUUAUGCCUCC
Molecule: messenger RNA, 956 nt
Organism: Lotus japonicus
Lineage: Eukaryota; Viridiplantae; Streptophyta; Magnoliopsida; Fabales; Fabaceae
Product: chromatin remodeling protein EBS-like
Exons: 1
Coding region: 108-701 (197 amino acids)
Molecular function (GO): chromatin binding
Source: RefSeq, a predicted model, not a curated record